This is a messenger RNA of Sitodiplosis mosellana (orange wheat blossom midge), 2238 nucleotides long. RefSeq names its product trypsin-5-like. The record is from RefSeq and is a predicted model, not a curated record. The coding region runs from base 298 to 1086 and encodes 262 amino acids. NCBI's taxonomy places the organism in Eukaryota, Metazoa, Arthropoda, Insecta, Diptera, Cecidomyiidae. The transcript is spliced from 3 exons. Gene Ontology annotation, molecular function: serine-type endopeptidase activity. Gene Ontology annotation, biological process: proteolysis.
GAAAUAAUGAUGGAAACACAGCUUGUUUAUGUCUUUUAGCAAAUAUUAUAUCAAUCACCAGAAAUGUAGCAAAGAGAAAGCAUCGAAAAAGUUGUGAUUAAACAAUUUCAUGUCGCAUUUGAUGUGUAAAUGUGUUUUUCUUCUUCAUUACAGAUCACUACGAGAUAAAAACAUUGUGGCAUUUUGAAUGUCAGCUGAGUGUCAAGCGAGCAAAUUGAUUCCGUACUAAUCAGAACUGAUUAGAGGAAGUAUAUAUAGGCGAUUACGAUUUUAUACUUGUUUAGUUCGGCAAAAUCGAUGAAAAAUGAAGGCAUUCAUAGCAUUAUUCAGCUGUUUCCUGUUACUUUGGGCGCUAUCCCAUUGAGUGGACGUAUCAUUGGUGGUGAACAAACUAAAAUCGGCGUUGCAUUUUAUCGGUUGAGUUUGCGUUAUGGUGGUGAUCACAUAUGCGGAGCUAGUUUGAUAUCAGCAACCCGUGCUUUGACAGCCGCUCAAUGUCGAAUUCCAACAUCACCCCUACAUAAAUAUACCGUAAUGGUUGGCUCACGAUUCCUUCAUGGUGGUCGUUCGUCAAAAAUUUCAAUGAUUUACGCCUGGAUAGCGCAUCCAUCUCACGUGCCAAACUCGAACAACUAUGACAUUGCGGUUUUGUGGCUUGAAGAAGAGUUUCCAUUAGGUCCAGCGAUUAGCUAUAUUCGGCGCCCAGAUCAAGAUGAACCAGUACCAACCGGUGAAUUGGCCACGGUCAGUGGUUGGGGUGCAACUGUCGAGCCGCAAAAUCCAAACGGUGUUCCAUUCACAUUUGCCGACAAUUUGCAUUCAACUCAAGUCAAAAUUCUGCCAAAUAACGAAUGCAAUCCAAUGAUGCGAGCAAGAGAUGACGGCCGAGUUACCGACCAAAUAAUCUGCACUGGUAGCAGUCAGAGUGGAGUGUGCAAUGGUGACGAGGGAGGCCCACUCGUUAUUGAUGGCGUUCUAGUUGGCAUUGUUUCAGCGACUGGAGGCUGCACACGUCCAGAUUUCUUGACCACAUACACACGUGUCUCAUCGUAUGCUGAUUGGAUCAACAGCGUCUUGACUGAAUAGCCCAAAUGUGAAAUGAUUCAUGAACGAAAAUAAGUCGUGUACUUAUGUUAUUUGUUUCUCUUCUGUACUAUGCCCAGGAAAGGAUGUUUUUUUGGUCUUAAAAUAUGGAAAAAUAAACCAAAAAAAUACUCAAUUCUUGUUGAAAAGAAGCGGUAAAGCGUCUUUGAAUCUAUCUUUGAUUUGUACGUGCUUGUCGUUUUCACGGUCACUGAUAUAGGUAUGAUUUGUAUGCAAUAAGGCACGAUUACACACAUACACACACACAUGAACAAGCAUUCGUCGCAUUUGCCCCGGUGUGAUCUCAAUUGAUUUGUCUAUGUGCAAAGAGGCCUACAAAAAAAUCACUUUUCCCAUGACACGCGAGAUUGACGAAAAAAAAUAUUAUCGAACACGCUGCACGGAUGAAUGAAAAAAAAAACAUUGUACAUCUACCAUUAUCUACACACUUGUGAAGCAAGUUGUUCGUUCCCACGAUACGAACCACAGAUUUUGUCGCUAAAUUUCAUCAUUUGCCCGAACAAAAUUGCCUGACUGAAAAUAAUAAUUAAAUUGCAAAUUUAGAUAAUCAAUUACCGACACACAUUUGCUUAACCAAGCGGCCGAACAAUGGAAAUGUAUCUUGACCGCCGAAAGAAAAUAAAGACGUUCAUUGUUUGAGCAUGAAAUUGUGCGCUCUCUCUCUCUCUCUGUGUCCGCGCGUGUGUGCAACCGAUUUGAUACCUGCUUCAAGUUAAAUAGCUGCAAACACAAGAUUACCGACGGACUGGAAAAUAAAUAAAUACUCAAAUAUUAUGCAAUAACACCCGACAAUGUCUGGUAAUAGCUUUUCAAGCCGAUGUACGACUUCAUUUAUUUCGCUCAUUUGUUUGUGUGUUGAAAACAGAAUUUGUAUUGCUUAUUGUUUGCUUGCAUUGAUGCUUCUUGUCUUGGCUCUCAGCACAUUUGCACAAACACGUCAACUUCUUUUUUUUUUGUUCAACUAGCACAAAUACUGGCCUGGCGGCUGAUCCAAACAACAAUUUUGAUUUGUUGUGUUCAGCCGAAACAAAAAAUAACAACUUAUUGAAGAGAAGAAAAAAAAACAAAUCCACAUUAAUGGAACGAGGAACCCAGUGCGGUUUACUAUUGAAAAAAGUCACGUUAAUGCGCGCG